Thecamonas trahens ATCC 50062 is the source of this 689-nucleotide messenger RNA. RefSeq lists its product as uncharacterized. The coding region runs from base 22 to 576 and encodes 184 amino acids. Lineage: Eukaryota; Apusomonadida; Apusomonadidae. The record is from RefSeq and is a predicted model, not a curated record. The transcript has 2 exons.
UCCUCUCCUCCCCGACUGACCAUGGCUCGAUACGAGGCGACGUACGGCGACGGGUCGUUCCAGGUCUCCGGCAGCUUGCAUCGGAUGCUCUCGCAGGCCACGCCCCUGUACGAGUACCUCACAGGCCGCAAGGCGCCUGCGGUGGUGGUGCCGGCAGAGAUGGAUCCGCGCGAUGUGGUGGCCUCGAGGCGGUCACACGGCCUCUUUGCCCACUCGGUCCGCAUGCCCUCGCGCCACGGCGAGACCGAGGGUCGCUAUCCGUGGACCCUCCCGCGCGAGGUCGAGGAGGAGUUGGAGCGAUCGGCAUCGGGGCUGCUGGAGAUAGCCGACGAUAAUGGCGAGUAUGACGAGGAUAACGACGAGUGUGGAUCGGGGUAUGAUGCAGCUGACGGUGCCGAUGAGACCCGUCAGGCCGGCGCAGAUGCCGAUGCAAGCGCAGACAAGGCUGAGAGCGAGUUUGCCAACACUCGCAAGCCCGCAUGGGCUGCACGCUCGCAGUUCCGCCCAGCCUCGCAGAUCACCUUUACCAACCGCGGCCCGUACGGCAACACCUACGACAUUUCUAUGUACAUGUAGCCGAUCAACACCCGCCGCCCCGCCGCACACAGAUACCAUCGUCAGGCGCAGGUAUUGCCACCGUUGCAGAUGGCAACAGCUGCUGAAAGAGCUGAUAAAUACGCCAAGACCGA